Acanthamoeba castellanii str. Neff is the source of this 789-nucleotide messenger RNA. Its product is annotated as adenylate kinase superfamily protein. Gene Ontology annotation, cellular component: cytoplasm. NCBI's taxonomy places the organism in Eukaryota, Discosea, Longamoebia, Acanthamoebidae. The coding region runs from base 1 to 789 and encodes 262 amino acids. Gene Ontology annotation, molecular function: ATP binding; AMP kinase activity. The record is from RefSeq and is a predicted model, not a curated record. The transcript has 6 exons. Gene Ontology annotation, biological process: nucleobase-containing compound metabolic process.
AUGUACGGAAGGAGUGCAGUGGCGGGGCGUGCCGGCAGCAUCAAGAUCUUGCGAGCGAAUUGCAAGGGCACGCAGGCGGAGCGUAUCGAGCGCGACUACGGCCUGUCGCAGAUCUCCACCGGGCAGCUGCUGCGGGCCGAGCGGGACAAGAAGACCCCGUUGGGCCUGGUCAUCGAGGAGAAGCUCACCAAGGGCGAACUCGUCGCCGAUGACCUCAUGCUCGACCUCGUCAACAACGCCGUAGCUUCCCACACUAACCCCAAGGGCUGGCUGCUCGACGGCUUCCCGCGCACGACCGCGCAGGCCCAGAUGCUGAAGAACCUGCUCGACCAGAUCGCGAAGCCAAUCACCGGCGUGCUGUACAUUAAUGUCGACAAGAACGUCAUCGCCGAGCGGCUCAAGGACCGUUACAUUCAUCCGGGCAGUGGGAGAACUUAUAACCUGCAGUACAAUCCGCCCAAGGUGGCCGGCAAGGACGACGUCACCGGCGAACCCCUCGUCCAACGCGAGGACGACAAACCCGAAACGGUUCUCUCUCGGCUCACAGUGUACGAGGAGAAGACGCGUCCGGUGUUGGACUACUACGCGCAGACGGGCCUCCUGCACACCAUCGACUCGCCCAACUCCGACGUCGGCUACGAGCGGAUCAAGAAGCUGAUGGACCAGCUCCUCCGACACUCAACACAACUCCCGUCCACCGACCACCCGCCGGCCCACCUGCGCUGUGCGCUUGGCGUUGCGACCGCCGCAACCUCGCACGCUCGCUGGCCGCCCAACCGAAGGAGAUAA